Molecule: messenger RNA, 4309 nt
Organism: Dreissena polymorpha
Lineage: Eukaryota; Metazoa; Mollusca; Bivalvia; Myida; Dreissenidae
Product: metallophosphoesterase 1-like
Exons: 10
Coding region: 375-1547 (390 amino acids)
Biological process (GO): GPI anchor biosynthetic process
Molecular function (GO): hydrolase activity
Source: RefSeq, a predicted model, not a curated record
AUUUAGGCAAUACAUUUUAGACGGGUUAUAUUUCUGAACAUUGUGUUUGGAAAAAGUGAACGCAAAAUUUAGUAUAGCAGUCUUUGGUAUUUGGCUUAUUCCCGUAAUGGCGUUAGGACGGGAAAACAGGAAGACAAACAAAAAAUAGCAUUUGGCGUUGAAAAACAUAUAAUACAAUAACAUAGAGUACGAUUCGCUACACAAUAAUCACUGCCAUGAAGUAUUAUUUCUUGAGGAAUGCAUCUACGUAUCAUGUAGCGUUUGUCGAAGUGCCUAUGUUGCUCCAGCGGUCUUUGAUUUUCAUCGCGAAAAUAGAUGACAGCAGGAAUUAUUUGACUUGAUAGCCUUUAAGGUGUUUUAUACCUGUAUGCAGUAUGUUGUUUUGCCAGCUACCUGGCAGGUUUUGUUUUUACAUGAGAACCUGGCGUUUAGUUAGGGUGGUAACAUUACUGCUGCUAGCCGUUUCUUAUUGUGAGUUCUUCCAUUACUACAUGGUGCUGCUGCUAUGCACGUGGCCCUCCGUGUCAAGUGUGCAAGGGUUCCAGAGUCAUCCCCUCAGGGCCAUGUUUAUUGGGGACACACAUAUAUUAGGCUCAAACGCCCACUGGUUUGACAAGCUGAGAAGGGAAUGGAUGAUGACCCGAUCUUUCCAGGCCAGCAUGUUGAUCCACAGUCCCGAUGUGGUCUUUGUCCUAGGUGAUUUGAUGGACUAUGGAACAGAAAGCAGUAGCACAGAGUUCGAGUAUCAUGUCCAGAGAUUCAAACGCAUGUUCUCAACUCCUUUCACUACCCGCACAGAGAUCAUAGUUGGCAAUCAUGACAUUGGAUUCCAUCAUAUGAUAAAUGAUAAAAGGUAUGAAAGGUUCAAGGAAGCAUUCAGUGCUCCGUCUGUUCGUCUUAUCUCAGUGAAGGAUGUGAUAUUUGUCAUGGUGAACAGUAUGGCCCUUCACGGGGAUGGUUGCAGCUUUUGCAAGGAGGCCGAAGAUGCCUUGAAGAAUAUUAAAUGGCAGCUCAAGUGCUCUAAGGGCAAACUGGAUCAAGAAAAGGUAGCAGAGAUCUGUGAAAAACUUGACAUUAUGAACUACUCCAGGCCUAUAUUGUUACAACACUUUCCUCUGUACCGGACGUCUGACUCUAACUGCUCCACACCAGACGCUGCCCCGCUCGAGGAGAUUGACAUCCCUUUCCGGAUCAAAACAGACUGCCUGUCCAAGGAAAGCACAGAUUUGCUGUUUGAGCUGUUAAACCCUCGGCUGGUUGUCAGUGCGCACACACACCACGGGUGUUACCGCCUCCAUGACAACGGCAUACCAGAGUACACUGUGGCCUCUUAUAACUGGAGAAAUAAACAUAAUCCAACAUUUUUCUUGGCAGAAUUAACAGACCAAGAUUUCAUCAUCAACAGAUGUUCCCUGCCUGAUGAACAUACUGUUUUUACUUUAUACGCCAUUUUUGCCAUUCUGUUAGUAAUUGUUAUAAUUAUACCGCCCAAAAAACAGAAACCUAAUUUAGGAAAGAGUUUCACCCCCUCCAACAAGGACCACUAGCAUUUAUUGAUAUUUUAUAGUACUUCAUCAAGUUCAUGUACAAUUUACUUUUAUUGCAUAAACCUAACUAUCCAUUAAGUGUCCUUACACCUUUAAAGAGAGCCCCACAAAAACCAGGAAUUCCAGAUGAAUAUGCUGGGUGUCAAAUAGGAACUUAUAAUAAAGAAUAUGGAUAUACUGACAUGACUUAAGCAUUGUCUUGUUUAAGACAAAUGACUUAUUUUUGUUGAUGUAAAUUAAAUUUUAUUCUGGGUUUCACUGCUUCAUGUAAAGUGGUAAAGCACAAUCUCUUACUAGAACAAAAAGUGCCGGAAAUAAAGCUGCAAAUGAGAAAGCAAUAAUGGCUUUAGGAAUGUUUUGUUUUAUAACUUGUGCUUUUCAUGACUUAACAAGUUAUAUCUUGCCUAUGUAUCAUUUUGAAAUCAUAGUUUGAAGUUAAUAGUUAUAUAUAUUAUCAAGACUGUUUACAUGUACCUAUAAAAUCAUCAUUGUUAGUUAAAUGUUAUAUAUAUUUAAUCUGUUUACGUGUACCUAUAUUUUUCAUCAACAUUCCAUUUGUAAAGAAAUGUCAGGUAUAGUUUUCGACACCCUUUUGUUGAUUUGUUAUCCCCCGCCAUAGGCGGAGGGAUAUUGUUUUGGCGUUGUCCGUCCAUCCAUCUUUCCGUCCGUCCGGCACUUUUGUGUCCGGAGCCAUAUCUUGGAAAUGCUUUGGCGGAUUUCAUUGAAACUUGGUAUGAGUAUAUAUAUAUAUAUAUAUAUGGAUAAGAGGAUGAUGCAUGCCAAAUGGCAUUGUACACCAUCUGUUAAUAAUGGAGUUAUUGCCCUUUUUAUCUUGAAAAAAUGCUUUUUUGAGUGUCAAAUAUAACACUUUUGUGUCCAGAAGCUUAUUGGAGGGUGAUAUCAAUUCAACGAAUUUGCUUGUUGUUGGUGAAUUAUCAUAUGCAUAAUUACAUGAUUUUUGACAGAUAUAUUCUGAUUUCUAGUAAUUGAGAAUAUGUAUGUGUAUAUGGCAUGAUUGAUAUUUAUUUAUUGAGGCUGGUUAUGUUUAGACAAAGUAAAACAAAAAUACUCUUAUUGUCUUUGAUGCUUUGAUGUCUCUCUUAGUAAGACUUCUUAAUUGAUUUUUGAAAGUGUUUAUUUAAAUACCUAAUUUAAAAACUGUUUCGUAUUCCUAUGCACUUAUUGAGAAAAAAACUUGAAUCUAAAUAAUUUACAUUUACAAAAAUCAGAAGGUUUGUGAUUGGAAAUACCAUGAUAAUACCAACGAAUCAACAGAUUUUAAUCUUAUGGUGAAUUGAAAAAAUCUUAGAUUGCUGUGCUUAAUGACUGUUGGAUUUUAUUAUAAUUGAGCAGAUAAAGGGUGAUAUGAAGGUAAUGCACAUUUUUGUUUACCUGACCACAUGCUCAUGGUGACUUUUUGUGCUCCCCUUUUGUCCAUUAUUUUCCAUGCAUUGUCAACAUUCUCCUUGUUAACACUCUGGAGGCCAUAUUUAUUGUCCAACCUUCAUGAAACUUGAACAGAACAUUAGUAGUAAUGAUAUCAUGGACGAGUUUAAAACUUUGUUAGUCAGGUCAAAAACUAGGUCAGCAGGUCAAAAUAAAGGAAAAACACUCCAGAAUGGCAUUUAUUGUUUAAAUUUAAUUGAAAAGUGUCAGAACACUCUUUCAAAUGAUAUAUCAGCUAAUUUUCCUUAUAUGACUAUAGUAAAACCUUGUUAACACUCUAGAAGUCACAUUUAAGCACUUCAUGAAACUUGGUCACAACAUUUGUUUAUAAUAUCUUGGCUAACUUCGGAAAUGGUUCAGGUUUGCUGAAAACAUGGCCUCCAGUUGAUGGGGCAGUUUUCUUUACGUUGCUAAAAUACAACCUUGUUUACACUUUAGAGGUCACAUUUUUAGUCUAAUCUUAAUAUCCAGUCUGUAGAAAAACUUGGCCGCCAGGGUGUGGAGCAGUUUUCCUAAUAUAGUUAAACGUUACCUCUCUAGAAGUCACAUUUAUUUUCCAGUCUUCAUCGAACUUGGUCAAAUAAUUUAUUCUAAUGAAUUCUCUGCUGAGUUAGUUGUUUAACUUUGUUUACGCUCUAUUGGCAACAUUUAUUGACCAAUUUUCAUUAAACUUUUUCUGAGAUGGAAAUGGUAAAUAAAAGCAUGUUAACAAUCUAGAAUUCUUUUUUGUCCAAUCGUCAUAAAACUCCGGCAGAACAUUUGUUCCAAAUGAUAUCUCAGCCAAGUUAAAAAAUAACAUUAUAUAUAGAAAUUAAAUUAAAAUGUUUGAUGAGAAACUUUUUUUUCAUUUUUUAACUCCAUCUUCUGUGGUGAGUUCCUCGGAACAAAUUCCCUUCUUGUUAAUUCUGUUUUCACUCUCAAACAGGAGACUCCUGCAUUGUAUGCAAUGCAGUCAAGCCUUGUUACUGUUAAAAUAUUUCAUUGAACAAAUGUUAAGAAAGUUUUUGUGUUAACAUGAGCAAUAAGGCCCUAGUUCAUCCCUGUUUUUUUUAUAAUAAUGGGCUAUCAUUCUAAAACGAAAAGUUUUCAUGUGCGUGUAGUAUUAAUAAUAAAAUGGAGUUAAAACUGUAUUCUUGUGAGUAUCGUAAAUGAUUGGUGACAGAAUUCAAAACUUGAUUGGGAAGAAAUUUUUGAAAUUAAGAGUAAAAGGACUGCCAGAGAGUAAAAGGACUGACAGGCUCAUAGUGCAAUGAUGAGCAAACAAAAUAAUAAUAUGUUCUACAUAUAUGUAUUAUGAAUAAAACAUAUAAUAUACA